Molecule: messenger RNA, 923 nt
Organism: Brassica oleracea var. oleracea
Lineage: Eukaryota; Viridiplantae; Streptophyta; Magnoliopsida; Brassicales; Brassicaceae
Product: transmembrane emp24 domain-containing protein p24delta4
Exons: 4
Coding region: 95-745 (216 amino acids)
Biological process (GO): endoplasmic reticulum to Golgi vesicle-mediated transport; intracellular protein transport; Golgi organization
Cellular component (GO): Golgi apparatus; COPII-coated ER to Golgi transport vesicle; endoplasmic reticulum
Source: RefSeq, a predicted model, not a curated record
AUGAGAAAGAAAACAAAUCUCGUUGGUAGAAUAACAAGAAAACAAGAUCUGACUACUUACAUCCAAUCUCAAUCGGGGAAAAAGUUUGAAGAAGAUGCAGCCUGAGUUUGCGACGACGUUCUCACUCCUUUCGGCUCUCUUUUUCCUUGUGACGCCGGAGCUAAUUCCAGUCAGUGAAGCCGUGUGGCUCAACAUACCUAAGACGGGAACAAAGUGCGUCUCGGAGGAAAUCCAGAGUAAGGUCGUCGUCUUGGCAGAUUACCUCGUCAUCUCCGACGAGCAUUCCAUCUUCCCCACUGUCUCCGUUAAGGUUACAUCACCAUAUGGAAACGUUUUGCACCACAGCGACAACGCAACGCAUGGUCAAUUUGCGUUUACAACCCAAGAAUCAGGAACCUACUUGGCUUGUUUCGAGGCCGAAGGAAACAGUCAUGGUAACAAAGACAUUAGCAUCAACCUUGACUGGAAAACUGGAAUCGCGGCCAAGGAUUGGGACUCCAUUGCUAGAAAAGAGAAGAUUGAGGGUGUGGAGUUGGAGCUUAGGAAACUUGAAGGUGCAGUUGAGGGCAUUCAUGAGAAUCUACUUUACCUAAAAGACAGAGAAGCGGAGAUGAGGAUUGUGAGUGAAAAAACAAACUCGCGAGUUGCAUGGUACAGUAUAAUGUCGCUAGGCAUCUGCAUUGUCGUCUCUGGUUUACAGAUUUUGUACUUGAAGCAAUACUUUGAAAGGAAGAAGCUUAUUUAGAUAAGAUGAUGGAUGAUCCAUGGAUACUAGAAACCAACACUUUCCUUUGCUUUCUUCUUAUACCACUCUUUUGAACUCAAUAGUGUAAAACUUUUUUGUUUCACUCAUUUAACUUGUAAUCUGUCCCUCGGUUAGAUAAUUAUAUAUCUACAUUCUAAUAAUCAGAAUUUAAAUUACA